ACACCCCCACCCCCCCUCCUCCAAAAAAAAAAUUAUAUAACUUAAGCUUCUCUUGUAAUGGAAAAAGAUGACGUUAACAACGUUCGAAGGUCCAUCGACAAUAACAAUUCUAUUAAUGUCAGUCGUCGGUCAGCACACUAUCAACCUAAUCAAUGGGACUACAAUACCAUCCAAACCAUAACAAACAAUUUUAUGGAGGAGGCAUAUGGCCUUUCGGCUAAGGAGUUGAAGGAAGAGGUUAGGGCUUUGUUGACAGAAACUGACCCAGUAGUUCAAGUCAAGCUCAUUGAUUCCAUCGAAAGGCUCGGAUUGGGCUAUCAUUUUGUGGAGGAGAUUGAACGACUCUUGAAUAAUAUGCUUAUAAGUGGUUAUCACAAAGUGGUGCAAAAAGAUGGCUUGCAUGUUACUGCUGUCCUUUUUAGGCUUUUCAGACAAUGUGGCUUCAUGAUUUCGCAAGAUAUUUUUGACCACUUUAAGGACGUCAACGGUAGCUUCAAGGCAAGCCUUUCACAUGAUGCAAAAGGAUUGUUGAGUUUAUAUCAAGCUUCUUAUCUGUCUUUUAAAGAGGAGAUCACAAUGGACGCAGCAAGAGCUUUUGCAGUCACUCAUCUAAAGACGCUGGAUGCAUCCAAAUUGAGAUUUGCAAAGGAAAUUGCAGAUGUAAUGGAGCUCCCAUCACACUGGAGACCGACAAGGCUAGAAGCUAGAAGGUACAUAGAUACUUACGAGAAGGAAGAAGACACAAAUUCUGCGUUGCUUUUGUUUGCUAAGCUAGAUUUCAACAUGGUUCAAAAUGUACAUCAAAGGGAACUUGCAAAGGUUACAAGUUGGUGGAUGGGUCUCUCUCUUGGAAAGACGUUGGAGUUUGCUAGAGAUCGAACACUAGAGUGCUUCUUUGUAGUGAUUAUAAUAGUAUUUCAGCCUCACUUUGGAUAUUCCCGCGAGGGGCUUACAAAAGUUAUAACUCUUAUGGUACUUUUGGAUGAUGUUUAUGAUGUCUACGGAUCCUUGGAUGAGCUCGAACUCUUUACACGUGCUGUUGAAAGAUGGGAAGUCGAGGAGUUGGAAAAUCUUCCAGAAUGUAUGAAGAUAUGUUUCACAAAUAUUAGCAAUCUUGUGGGUGAAAUGACUGUCGAUUUUCAAAAAAGUAAUGGAUUGACUAUUCUACCUUAUCUGAGAAAAGCGUGGACAGAUAUAUGCAAAGCAUUCUUGGUGGAGGCAAAAUGGCAAAAUGAUAAUUAUGUGCCAACAUUUGAAGAGUACAUCAACAAUGGUUGGAUGUCAGUUUCCGGGCCUCUCAUAUUGUUACAUACUUUCCCCCUCAUGGGACAAGAAAUAACAGUGAAAGCAUUAGAACACUUGGAGAAUUAUCCUAAAAUCAUUCGUUUAGCAUCAAAAAUUUUCCGACUUUAUAAUGAUUUAGCAACUUCAACGGCAGAGCUAGAGAGAGGCGAUUCAGUAUCAUCUAUACAAUGUUACAUGAGAGAAAGUGGUGAUUCAGAAGUUGAAGCUCGCAAACAUAUAUCGAGUCUCAUUUUCGAGACAUGGAAAGAGUUGAAUGAAGAAGCUAUACUAUGUUCUUCCUUGCCUCGAUUUUUUAUAGAAGCGUGUGUAAAUCUAGGACGAAUGGCAAUUUGCCUAUAUCAACAUGGAGAUGGUUUUGGCAUUCCAACUCAUGACACCAAGGCCCACAUAACAUCAUUGCUCAUGAAGCCCAUUAGCUUACAGAGCAAGGAAUUACAGACUCCCAUCAAUAAUGUGGUUGCUAAAUAGGACUGCAUGCAUGGUUACCCUUAUAAUAAAUGUUGUAUGGACAUAUUUGUAAGAUGUUAUUUUCAUGCAUGGUUACCCCUAUAAUAAAUGUCGUAUGGACAUAUUUAUAAGAUGUUAUUUUCACGCAUGGUCACCCUUAUAAUAAAUGUUGUGUGGACAUAUUUGUAAGAUAUUAUUUUCAGAUAUGAAAAUAGCCAGGAUGCGGGCAUUGUGUAA
Messenger RNA from Asparagus officinalis (garden asparagus), 1989 nucleotides. Its product is annotated as (-)-alpha-terpineol synthase-like. Bases 58 to 1773 code for a protein of 571 amino acids. The record is from RefSeq and is a predicted model, not a curated record. NCBI's taxonomy places the organism in Eukaryota, Viridiplantae, Streptophyta, Magnoliopsida, Asparagales, Asparagaceae. Gene Ontology annotation, biological process: diterpenoid biosynthetic process. Gene Ontology annotation, molecular function: magnesium ion binding; terpene synthase activity. The transcript is spliced from 7 exons.